Messenger RNA from Closterium sp. NIES-67, 2276 nucleotides. NCBI's taxonomy places the organism in Eukaryota, Viridiplantae, Streptophyta, Zygnematophyceae, Desmidiales, Closteriaceae. The record is from the annotation of a GenBank genome assembly.
UGCCAUUGUAGCCGCUACAAUAGCAACAGACCCCCUUCCUCCAGUAGUCGCUUCACCCCCAGCCUAGUCUACCUCGUCAUUGCCCCGCCUGUGCUGGUAGUUAGCUUCAGCGAUUUCAACGGACUUUCUCUUCCCCGGCCUCGCGAUAGUGCGUCACCCCGAACUCGCCCUACUUAGUAGCUGAUCUCGCCAUUGACCCCGCCACCCUGCCCACCAUGCGCGGCGACGCGUCCCCAGCCGCGCAUGCGCACACGUACACGUCCCCGCUCGAAACCCUAGAGUCCUCCGUCACCGUCCUCGGCGGAUGGCACCCGCUGCCCGCACGCCAGUCCGCCUCCGCCUCCCCCUUCCAGCGCGCCGCCUCCACGGCGGGCGCGGGCAACGCGAUAUGGGAGGCGUCGGUGGUGGACGUGCGCGCGUACCUCGAGGCCGUCGAGCGCCUCUUCGACCUCAUCGACGCUGCCAACAUGCCCGGCGCGCCGCCGGGGAUGGGCGGCGUGCGCGAGACGGCAAAGGCGGUGCUGGGAAGCGUGGUGCCGCGCCUGGAGGAGGGCUUCCUGCAAGUGCUGCUGGCGGAGAGCCACGCCGUGCCGCCCGACCGGGUCAACGAGGCCUUCCGCCGCGUGUCCAAGCCCCCCCGCUCCUCCGCGCCCCUCUCCCCCUCCGCGCCCUCCACCCCCGCCGCGUCGUCCGAAUGCUCCUCCCCCUCGUCCGUGUCCCUCUCCGUCUCCGCGCUCGACCGCGCGCCCUCCUUCCUCCCCGAGCCCGCCGUCUGGCGCCUCCACGCCAUUGCGCGCGUGGCUGCGCGCGCGGGGCUCUCCCCCGCGCUCAGGCGGAACUACCGUACCGUGCGCAAGGCGGUGCUAGAGGAGUCGCUGAAGCAGCUGGCAGCGGGGCGCUUUGACCCGCGGCUGGUACCCACCCUGGAGUGGGAGGAGCUGGCGAGCCGAGUGGACCUGUGGAAGGCGUAUGCACGGCGGGGGGUGCGCGUGCUGCUGGCCGCCGAGAGGAAGCUCUGUGAACGGGUGUUCGACACAGUGGAGGAUAGUGAGCAAUGCUUUGCGGACACGGUGAAGGGCAGCAUGGGGCGGCUGUUUGACUUCGUGGAGGCCUUUGCGGCGGGCAAGAAGGCGCCUGAGAGGCUAUUUGCCAUGCUCGACAUCUACGAGACGCUGCAGGACCUGCAGCCCGACUUCAGCGCGGUUGUGUGCGGCAACGGUGCGUGUCGCAGUGUGCGCAACGAGCUAUCCGUGGUGCUGAGCUACGUAGGCGUGGCGGUGCGCGGCAUCCUUGCGGACUUUGAGCGCAACAUUGAGAAGGAGGACAGCCGCCCGCCGCCCACGGGGUCCGUGCACGGGCUGACGAGCUACGUGGUGAACUAUCUCUGCCUGCUCUUCGAGUACCGCGACACCAUCAACAAGCUCUACAGCAGUGGUGGUAAUGCUGUCGUGGUGCCCGUGCCCAAGCUGCUAAGGUUGAGGUCGGACGAGGAGGAGGAGGAGGAGUUUGUGGAGGAGGAGGUGCAGGGGGAGGAGGAGGGGGAGGAGGGGGGAGUGGUGGGGGAGGAUGGGCUGCGGUACUGGGGCGAGCCGCUGGAGGAGCACCGCGAGGUGGGGCGCAAGAUCAAGGGCAUUCUCAAGGUGCUGGAGGCGAAGCUGCUGGUGAAGGCGCUGACUUAUAAGGACGCGGGGCUGGCGCACGUCUUCAUGAUGAAUAACGUGCAGUACAUCGCACGCAAGGUGAAGGAGAGUGAGCUGCGCAUGCUGGUGGGCGACGACUGGAUCCGGGACCGAGCGGACACGGUGCAGCAGCAGGCCAACGAGUACCUGCGCGUGGCGUGGACCCGAGUCAUGGCGCCGCUCAGAGAGGUCCCCACCACCUCCUUCCUCAACCCCAAGGGCUCCCUCAAGGAAAUAUUCAAGCAAUUCACGGUGGUGUUUGAGGAGGUGUACAGGGUGCAGCGGACAUGGAUGGUAAACCCUGGUCCGCUGCAGAGGGAGCUGCAGCAGGCAGUGCGGUACAGGCUGCUAUCACUGUACGCCCUGUUCCACAAAACACACGCACCCACGCUACGGAAUCAGACGAAAUAUAUCAAGUAUACACCGCAACAGGUGAAUGAGAUGAUAGGGCACCUCUUUGAAGGGCACCAGGGGUAGGAUGUGACUAUGGCAUCUAUUGCAAUGGCUUCAUUUAUGUUGCAGUAUGUAUAGGUUGGGAAAUAAGGCAUAUACGAGCAGCAUAGAGUCCCUUUUUAUCACUAAAGAGCUUCAAUCGAA